This is a messenger RNA of Serpula lacrymans var. lacrymans S7.9, 878 nucleotides long. RefSeq lists its product as uncharacterized. The record is from RefSeq and is a predicted model, not a curated record. Bases 179 to 826 code for a protein of 215 amino acids. The transcript has a single exon. Lineage: Eukaryota; Fungi; Basidiomycota; Agaricomycetes; Boletales; Serpulaceae.
UCAAGGAUUUGCGAGAGUUUAUCGAGACAGUCGGGGUGGCUGAUAAUGAUGGCGAACCUCUGAACGAAGGAGGGUGUAUGAGAUACGUCGUAGUGCAGAGUCAUUGUCACUACGAUCAUAUUUGUAGGUUCUGCCACUAUUAUUGAUACAGCUGCUCUGAAUCAUCACUGUAGUGGGCAUGAAGUCGUUUGCAGCCGAUUCCCAAAUCCUUGCAUCAUCACAUUCCCCGUCCUUUUUAUCUCCAAAAAACUUUCCCGAGAACUCCCUUUGCAACGCUUUAGGUAUUCACACACCAUCUUACCCUUUCAGGCUCGUGCCUCAUCUCCACCAAAUUGUUUCUGGAGACCAAUCGAAUGGUACUGGUACACCAUUGGGAAUACAGGUGUUGCAUACGCCUGGUCAUACUCCAGAUGAACUUGCACUCUGGGAUGACUCGGAGAAAAUGUUGUAUGUGGGAGAUACUCUGUACGAGUACGACAACAUAAUAUUCCCAAACGAAGGGUCCAUCGUAACUUGGUUCUCCACCGUGGACUAUCUCAUUUCGUUCGUUCAAUCUCAUAGUGAGGCCUCUCGGGAAUGUCCAGCAGCAUUGGUGGAUGUCAGAAUUAACUGUGGUCACGCCACCGCGUGUGGGCCAGCUUUGGAAGUACUUCAGUUGACGAGGGAUUUUAUGAUGGACGUCGUUUCAGGAAGAGAGAAGGUGCAGAGUAGAAUAAGAAAGAGGGGUGCAUGGACAGUACAAUACAGGCAGAGUGGAGGCCGUCUUGCAUUAACAUGUCCUGAACAAUUAGUGCUGGAGGCAAGAAACAAAAUGUUGUCAGUAUAAUGUGUAUACACGUGGAUUAAAAAGAAUGUGAUGGGUACUGACGAGCAUGAAG